Verruconis gallopava is the source of this 2691-nucleotide messenger RNA. RefSeq lists its product as uncharacterized. The record is from RefSeq and is a predicted model, not a curated record. The transcript has 3 exons. NCBI's taxonomy places the organism in Eukaryota, Fungi, Ascomycota, Dothideomycetes, Venturiales, Sympoventuriaceae. Gene Ontology annotation, biological process: carbohydrate metabolic process. Gene Ontology annotation, molecular function: hydrolase activity, hydrolyzing O-glycosyl compounds; carbohydrate binding. The coding region runs from base 236 to 2533 and encodes 765 amino acids.
AUGCAGCGGGAAAUAUCUUGAAGUACGGCCACCUCGUGCAGUUUGCCCUCAAUUUUGUGUGGUGGAAUCAUUGUCUCCUCACUACUCCACCCUGCAAGGGUGAGAAGUUCGGUGAUUUGGGAUAAUCAUGGACCGAGAUCUCCCAAUCAAUAAAAUAUCAAGCCUUCGUCUUUGUACACAUCCUUGACAUUAACGAUCAGAUAUUGAGGCAAUUUUGACGAUUCUAUUCGCCGUAAUGAGGCUCAGAGAUGGCAUGUGGCUCGUUGCCGCAGACAAACACAUCGAAUAUGCCGAGUGUAUAUACUCAGUUGAUGAAAUUGCAGGUGGAAAUGGAAUUAGACUUCUGUGCCCAACUAAACGUAUUCGCUCACGAGGUGACACCCUUAAUUGCCCGACCCUAACUCUAGACGUGAGAUCCGAGUUCGACAAUGUCAUUUCAGUAGAGGUGACACACUGGAGUGGCGAGGCAAGAAAGAAACCAGAAUUUGAACUCUUUCCUGACGGUCGGCCGGAUGUAAACGCCUCUAUUUCAGAUCACGAUGGAAGGAGGGUGGUACGUUCUGGAGAUCUUGUUGCGACUGCCCAACAGAAUCUUGACAAGUUCGAGAUGAGGUUCACGACAGCGUCUGGAGAAAAGCGUAUCACGGCACUUCGUGACCGGAGUAUUGGUUUUGCAUAUUCCCCACCACCAGGCAAUAUGAAGGAAACCGAAAGCAUCUCGGCCAUUGAUCAUUUCGUGUUUACACAAACGGAUCUUGCCGUUGGCGAGUCUGUCCACGGUCUAGGAGAAAGGUUUGGCGCAUUCAACAAAGUGGGUCAGUAUGUCAAGUUAUGGAACGAGGAUGGAGGUACUUCUUCGGAGCAAGCUUACAAGAAUAUUCCGUUCUGGCUUAGCUCACGUGGGUAUGGCAUCUUCAUUGACACCCCUGAUCUUGUCGACCUCGAAAUUGGUAGCGAAAGAUCAUGCCGGGUGCAGACCGUGGUCAAAUCUCAGCGACUCAAAUGGUACUUGAUCUACGGACCGACGCCAAAAGAAGUUCUUACCCGAUACUCGAUCUUGACGGGAAAAUCCCCUCUGCCUCCAGCUUGGUCAUUUGGCCUAUGGCUCACCACGUCAUUCACGACCAGCUAUGAUGAGAAGACCGUGGGCCAAUUCCUCCAAGGCAUGCGAGAUAGAGACGUUGCCCUCGAGGUUUUCCACUAUGAUUGUUUCUGGAUGCGAGCGUUCCAUUGGUGCGAUUUUUCCUUUUCUGAGGAACAUUUUCCUGAUCCAGCAGGCUCUAUCAACCGCCUGAAAAAUGCUGGACUUAUGAAGAAGGUUUGCGUUUGGAUAAAUCCAUAUCUUGGUCAAGCUUCCCCUUUGUUUGAUUAUGCUGUGGAGAAAGGUUACCUUCUGAGGCGUACAAAUGGAGAUAUUUGGCAAUGGGAUCUAUGGCAGGCAGGAAUGGCUAUUAUCGAUUUCACGAAUCCUGAUGCCUGUACAUGGUAUGUCUCGUGCCUGAACAAGUUGUUUGAUAUGGGCGUAGACUGCCUCAAAACCGACUUUGGUGAGCGUAUUCCCACAAAAGAUGUGGCGUGGCAUAACAGAGGGAUGGAUCCAGCCCGUAUGCAUAACUUUUAUGCCUUCAUGUUUAACAAACUCUGCUAUAAUGCAAUAAAGGAUAGAAAAGGAGAGAACGAAGCACUUCUCUUUGCCCGGUCGGCGACGGCUGGCACUCAACGAUUCCCAUUGUGCUGGGGAGGAGAUUGCGAGUCCAGCCCAGAGGCUCUUGCUGAAUCGAUACGUGGGGGCUUGAGUCUUGGCCUCUCAGGCUUUAGUUUUUGGAGCUGUGACAUUGGUGGCUUUGAGGGGAACCCUGAACCGUGGAUCUACAAGCGUUGGGUUGCUUUUGGGCUGCUUUGCUCUCACUCACGCCUACAUGGAAGCAAUUCUUACCGAGUGCCUUGGCUCAUCGACGGAGAUGCUGAAGGUCCACAGAGUGCUACAGGCGUUGUCCGUGGUUUUGUAAAACUGAAGAGAAGGCUCAUGCCUUAUAUCUAUGCGCAAGCGAAGGAGGCCGCAGAAAACGGGUGGCCGUCCAGUCUGCGUGCCAUAUGUCUCGAGUUUCCCGAUGAUCCUACGUGCUGGUUCCUCGAUCGCCAAUUCAUGUUCGGUAGCCAGCUGCUUGUGGCUCCAGUUUUCACUGAGAACGGGGAAGUUGACAUCUACUUGCCGCCAGGCAAGUGGUAUAGUCACUGGACCGGAGAAGAAGUAAAAGGUCCAGGAUGGAGACACGAACGCCAUGCGUUUGACACACUCCCAUUAUAUUGGCGAGAAGGAACCGUGCUCUUGCUUGGCAAUGAUGGCACUGCUGGUGACAGCUUUGACUAUGACUGGUUUUCCAGUUCUGGAGAGAUUCGACAAUACGGCACUAAACCCGGAGAUGCUGCAACAAUGAUUGAUAGCAGCGGUAAAGAACGUGGUAAGAUUGUCAUUGGCGCGGAUGGUAAAAUUCUGGGAGGAGACUCUUUGAGCGAGAGAUGGUCUCGUUAAAUGUUGCCUGAGCAUUUCUUCCAGCCUACACUUCCAAUUUGCCUCUAGCAACUUCACGAAAAUGUCACCUAGUCUUCAAGCCAAAGGCUUCCCAUAAUUCUUUGCCUAUCAAGUUUCAAGGAAUUGCUCACUGUCAUCAUAUUGCCUUCCUGCUAAAC